Cercocebus atys (sooty mangabey) is the source of this 3921-nucleotide messenger RNA. Its product is annotated as zinc finger protein 600. Lineage: Eukaryota; Metazoa; Chordata; Mammalia; Primates; Cercopithecidae. Gene Ontology annotation, biological process: regulation of DNA-templated transcription. Bases 1507 to 3834 code for a protein of 775 amino acids. The transcript has 4 exons. The record is from RefSeq and is a predicted model, not a curated record.
CAUGCCCGGCCCAUCCUGGAAUUUUCUAGAGAAGGAAGACCAACACAGUCUAUUGGCACUUCCAGGCCAUCACAUGAGAAUCAGCCACACCUCUUUCCAACACAACUCAGAGCUUCUCAGGAUAACUUGGUGAAAUAUCUCCUGCUCAGAACAACAGUGACUCAACCUGUAAUGUUCAGGUGAGGAAUAAGAGCAGAAAAGCUCAGAGUGACACUGACCCCUGAAAUACUUCACCAAAUAGUGUGUGGUAUUUCCUGCAGGAGAGGGUCCUGCUCAGGUGUAAUUUGAAUUUUAAAUAGAUUCCUGUCGUCCAAAAAUGUAAAAAUCACAAAUACCAGAAUGGAUAAAACAGGGGAUUAGACUCAAAUCAUCUUGAACUUACUCUUGUCUCUGUCCACACCCACUGCUUUUCCUUAUAUCAUCUCACAGCUUUAACCCACCUACCCAUGUCCCCUGCAGGCCUCUCCCCUGAGCUCUACAAUCCUGUGUCCAGUUGUCUACUGAGCUCUCUGUAAGGACAUCAAACAGGCAUCUCCACCUUCACGUGUCCAUAAGUGACUUCCUAAACCCCCAGACAAAUUCCCUUACUGUCCUACGUGUCUCAGAUGAGGGUGACAGUUUACUUCUGGAAGUUUAGCCAAACUUGACAGCAUGUAUUUUAAGUAUGGGGGAUAAAUUACAUUGUUUGUAAGUGUUGUAAUUUAUACUGUAAAGAGAAAGUUGCAUGUAUACAUAAAAGGAGUGAGAAAAUACAUCAUUUCCAAAAUUCUUUUGAGGUGUGGGGGAAAAAUGUUUCAAGACCUCAUCCCUAUGGAUCUGUGCUCCCAGGACCCCUCUGACCUCACCUCCUGCCUGCGUCCUCCUCACUCCCUCUGCUCCAGCCACGCAGGCCUCUUUCCUUUUUCUGGGGCUGAGGUUUCUCCCAUCUCAGGGCCUUCACCUGUGCUGUCCCUCUGCCUAGGACUCUGGGCACUCAGCUGCAAGUGACAAGCAGCGUUUCUUCCCCAAGUCUUUGUUCUGACAUGACUUUCUCUAUGGAAAACUUUGUGAUCUCCCACAGCCCCCCAUUUGUCAUGACAGCUCCACCUUCACCCCCACCUCUGGUCCAUGUUGCCUGUUCUGUGUGACUCUUUUUGUUCCUUCGCUGUUCACUGGAUCCUGGUGAGAACAAGUCUCUAAGCAGAGAGCAGAGCCAGAAGGUGGGGCUGUGCUGGGCUGGCGCCCUCUGAGUGGAACUCAAACUUGGCUUCACAUUAGGGUUCUCAGACGUUUUGCAAAUACAUCUUUUAUGCUGUUUUAUCAGAGAUUGCUAUUUUCACAGUAUGGGACCCACCCUCAACAAUACCUACAAUGACACAGGUGAUUCUCAUCUGUCUCCAGCAUUGACCGUCAAGGCAGUUUCCUCCAUGUUGAGAGCUGAGAUCAGCCUGUGAUCCACAGGGAGGAUUGAUUUCCAAAGACUCAUGUGAGGAAGCCACCAAGAAGAGCAAAGAAAAGGAUCCAGGGAUGGCUGUUCCUCAGGGACGCGUGACUUUCAGGGAUGUGGCUAUAGAAUUCUCAUUGGCGGAGUGGAAAUGCCUGAACCCUGCGCAGAGGGCUUUAUACAGGGAAGUGAUGUUGGAGAACUACAGGAACCUGGAGUCUGUGGAUAUCUCUUCCAAAUGCAUGAUGAAGGAGUUCUCAUCAACAGGGCAGUGCAAUACAGAAGUGUUCCACACCGGGACAUUGCAAAGACAUGAAAGUCAUCACAUUAGAGAUUUUUGCUUCCAGGACAUUGAGAAACAAAUUCAGGACAUUGAGUUUCAGUGUCAAGAAGAUGAAAGAAAUGGCCAUGAAGGACCCAUGACAAAAAUAAAAAUGUUCACUGGUAGUACAGACCGACAUGAUCAAAAACAUGCUGGAAACAAGCCUAUUAAAGAUCAGCUUGGAUCAAGCUUUCAUUCACAUCUGCCUGAACUGCACAUAUUUCAGAUCAAAGGUAAAAUGGGUAAUCAACUUGAGAAGUCUACCGAUGAUGUUCCCUCGGUUUCAACAUCCCAAAGAAUUUCUUGUAGACCCCAAAUCCGUAUUUCUAAUAACUGUGAGAAUAAUUCCCCAAAUUCUUCAUUACUCACAGAAGAACAGAAAGUACACAUGACAAAAACAUCUUUCCAGUGUAAUGAGAGUGGCAAAGCCUUUAAUUGUAGCUCACUCUUAAGGAAACACCAGACAAUCCAUUUAGGAGACAAAAUAUAUAAACGUGAUGUAUGUGGCAAGGUGUUUAAUCACAAGCAGAACCUUGCAUGCCAUCAGAAAUGCCACACGGGUGAGAAACCUUACAAGUGUAAUGAGUGUGGCAAGUCCUUCAGUCAGGUGUCAUCCCUUACAUGCCAUCGUAGACUUCAUACUGGAGUAAAACCUUACAAGUGUGAUGAGUGUGGCAAGGUCUUUGGUCAAAAUUCAGCCCUUGUAAUUCAUAAGGCAAUUCAUACUGGAGAGAAACCUUACAAGUGUAAUGAAUGUGACAAGGCUUUUAAUCAACAAUCAAACUUUGCACGUCAUCAUAGAAUUCAUACUGGAGAGAAACCUUACAAAUGUGAAGAAUGUGACAAAGUUUUCAAUCGCAAAUCAACCCUUGAGACACAUCGGAGAAUUCACACUGGAGAGAAACCAUACAAAUGUAAGGUUUGUGACACAGCUUUCACGUGGAAUUCACAACUGGCACGACAUACCAGAAUUCACACUGUAGAGAAAACUUACAAGUGUAAUGAGUGUGGCAAGACUUUCAGUCACAAGUCCUCCCUUGUAUGCCAUCAUAGACUUCAUGGUGGAGAGAAAUCUUACAAAUGUGAGGUUUGUGACAAGGCUUUUGCAUGGAAUUCACACCUGGUAAGACAUACUAGAAUUCACAGUGGAGAAAAACCUUACAAGUGUCGUGAAUGUGGCAAGACCUUUCGUCAAAAUUCAGAUCUUUUAGUUCAUAAAUCAAUUCAUACUGGAGAACAACCUUACAAAUAUGAAGAAUGUGAAAAAGUUUUCAGUCGCCAGUCAAGCCUUGAGACACAUAAGGUAAUUCAUACUGGAGAGAAACCAUACAAAUGUAAGGUUUGUGACAAGGCUUUUGCAUCUCAUUCCUAUCUGGCAAAACAUACUAGAAUUCAUAGUGGAGAGAAACCUUACAAGUGUAAUGAGUGCGGCAAGACCUUCCGUCUGAAGUCAUACCUUGUAUGCCAUCGUAGAGUUCAUAGUGGUGAAAAGCCUUACAAGUGCAAUGAGUGCAGCAAGACCUUCAGUCAGAGGUCAUACCUUCAUUGCCAUCGUAGACUUCAUAGUGGUGAGAAACCUUACAAGUGUAAUGAGUGUGGAAAGACCUUCAGUCACAAGCCAUCCCUUGUAUACCAUCGUAGACUUCAUACUGGAGAGAAAUCUUACAAAUGUACACUUUGUGACAAGGCUUUUGUGCGUAAUUCAUACCUAGCAAGACAUACUAGAAUUCACACUGCAGAGAAACCUUACAAGUGUAACAAAUGUGGGAAGGCUUUUAAUCAACAAUCACAACUUUCACUUCAUCAUAGAAUUCAUACUGGAGAGAAACUUUACAAAUGUGAAGCAUGUGACAAACUUUUCAGUCGCAAAUCACACCUUAAAAGACAUAGGAUAAUUCAUACUGGAGAGAAACCAUACAAAUAUAAGGUUUGUGACAAGACUUUUGGGAGUGAUUCACACCUGGCACAACAUACUGGAAUUCACACUGGAGAGAAACCUUACAAGUGUAGUGAGUGUGGCAAAGCCUUUAGUGAGAAGUCAACAAUUAUUCCCCAUCAGGCAAUUCAUGGUGUAGGGAAACUGGACUAACGUAAUGAUUCUCACAAAGUCUUCAGUAAUGCUAAAACCAUUGUAAAUCAUUGGAGAAUCCAUAAUGAAGAGAGAGGUUUUUUUUUU